Messenger RNA from Periconia digitata, 354 nucleotides. NCBI's taxonomy places the organism in Eukaryota, Fungi, Ascomycota, Dothideomycetes, Pleosporales, Periconiaceae. The record is from the annotation of a GenBank genome assembly.
UAUCUAUCUGUUGAGGCUGCUGUGCGCAUCAUGGAAUUCCAUCAUGGUCAACUGCCACGACUGUGCGCCAAUCUGGAUGGGAUGAUUGCACGCGUCCUGAUCAAUCAACGCGGUGUGAGUGAAGGAACAACGUUUUGGUUGCUACGGGUCUGGCACACUUUGUACCAGGGAACAACACAUGCAUCACCACACGCCCACAUGCCCGUGUCUGCCUUCCCUUUGUUUUUCUUCUUUUUUUCUUCUUCCUUGUCUGCUCCGUCUUCCGUUCUGCUCAUGAUUCCCUCUCUACCGAUUUGCUCGAGUGGAUUCAACGGUGGGCCUCGAUUCGGCGGCGAAUUGUGGGGACUGGCCUGA